Molecule: messenger RNA, 1102 nt
Organism: Prorocentrum cordatum
Lineage: Eukaryota; Dinophyceae; Prorocentrales; Prorocentraceae
Source: the annotation of a GenBank genome assembly
CCCGCGGGUGCCGCGCCUGGCCCGCCUGGCCCUUCGUUUCCGCCGCCUCCGCGUUCGGGCCAUGUUCGCCCCGCUCGCCGGGGUCCCGAAAGGACUCAAACGCGGGGCGGAGGGCGUCCCAGAGGCCGGAGCCAACGACGACAAGGACGCGCCAGCCUCCAGCGGCGAGCUCCAGUGCCUGAUGCGCCGCCUGCUGCUCCAGCGCGAAGCCGCCCGCCUGUCGGCAGCACGAGACGACGACGUGGCGCUGGCGCUGAGAGAAGACCAGACGAUCGAGGUAGCCCUGGAGACGGGGCCCCAGGAGUGCGUCAAGACGGGCAAGGCCGGCCGCGAGGGUGACGACUUCAAGGGCCACCCCGUGGGCAGGAUGCCAAACGCGCUUUUGAAGAUGACCAUCUUUCGGAUCGCCGAAGUUACCGCGAACGGCCGCGAGAAGCUGAUGAAAACCAUGGAACAAGGGCCCUACCCCAUAGAAACUGCAGAAGCCGUGGGUGUGCUGGAGAAGUAGGGGGACUACGUUCUACGUAAACCCAGGCGUUGUGGUGAAGGCCGCCCGUUGCUUCGAGAUCAAGCGCAACAGCGAGGGCGAGGGUCGGGCGCGCUGAAGCUGGGCCUGCAAGCGCCGCGCCCACUUGGGGAGUGCGCUGACGGUGCUGCGCCUGGACGGAGGCGUGGCGAAGUCGGCGCGUGUCCAGCUCGGCCACGGUCGUGGCCCUAGGUCGAAGGUCGCCAAACAGAUCGAGCAGCUCGCGCUCAAGGAAAAGACCACGGUCGGCAAGACGGAUGGCCAGCAGAAGAAGCCGAGGAAACGCUAGACCCUGGAGUUCCCAGGCCAUGCGCCGCCAACCACAGGUCCGCCCGAGCGUGCAUCGUCACCCACUUCGCUUGAUAUUCUGACGCGUCAGAGGACCACCUACUAGAGUAUUACGUGACACUAACCGCAUGAAUAGCGAUCCGUACUUUUUGCAGUCCCUCUUCGUUGUGCUGUGCCUGUGUUUCCACCUCUCUCUCGGUGCCGAGAUUCAGUAGCACUCCUUUGAUGUGGGGCCCGUGGCUGGCCCCACUGCGGCGUGCGAAGUCGGGGGGAGGGCCGUGCUCGACA